Messenger RNA from Saxophila tyrrhenica, 1716 nucleotides. RefSeq lists its product as uncharacterized. NCBI's taxonomy places the organism in Eukaryota, Fungi, Ascomycota, Dothideomycetes, Mycosphaerellales, Extremaceae. The coding region runs from base 1 to 1716 and encodes 571 amino acids. The transcript is spliced from 5 exons. Gene Ontology annotation, cellular component: plasma membrane. The record is from RefSeq and is a predicted model, not a curated record. Gene Ontology annotation, molecular function: transmembrane transporter activity. Gene Ontology annotation, biological process: transmembrane transport.
AUGACCUCGUCAACGGGACUCAAGGACGACCAACGCACUCAAUCCGAAGUCUCUGAUACGAGCACGACUAGCACGUCGGAGCAACCCACCCAGCAGCAGAAUGCAUCUGAAAAGCUAGCGAACAAGCAGACCAAGACAGCAACAGCAGAAACCGAUUCGAAAUAUGCAGCCGUCGUAAUAGUGGCUUCUCUACUUGUCGUAUUCCUUGUGUCUCUCGACCGCUCAAUCAUAGCCACAGCCAUUCCCCGAAUUACGGACGAGUUCGACAGCCUCAACGACAUCGGCUGGUACGGUAGCGCCUUCCUGCUCACAGCAAGCUGUUUCCAGCUGCUUAUCGGCCGCAUCUACACGUUCUACCCGGCCAAGUAUGUCUUCAUGGUCUGUAUCACGCUUUUCGAGGUCGGCUCUGCUAUAUGUGGUGCUGCACCCAACUCGAAAGCCUUCAUUCUCGGACGAGCAGUUGCUGGUCUCGGGUUGGCUGGAAUUCAGAACGGCGGGAUCGCGAUUGUUAUACCACUCGUUCCGUUGCCAAAGCGGCCUGUCUUUCAGGGUUUCUUCGGCGCCGUGCUAGGCCUUGGGCAGGUUGUUGGGCCGUUGAUCGGGGGAGCGUUAACUUCAGACGUUAGCUGGCGAUGGUGUUUUUACAUCAAUCUCCCUGUUGGCGGGCUUGCAAUUGUUGUGCUGCUCUUCGUUCUUCGACCCGCGCCAGCACCACGACCGGGCUUGGCGGUGAAAGAGCAACUCAAGCAACUCGAUUUACUUGGAGAAUUGUUCCUCUUCCCUAGCAUUGUCUGCCUCCUCUUAGCCCUACAGUGGGGCGGCAGCACCUACAGCUGGAGCAACGGUAGAGUCAUCGCACUUCUAUUCGUCUUCGCCGUCUGCCUCAUCGGUUUUGUUCUGGUCCAAAUCUGCAUGCAAAAGACUGCGACCAUCCCGAAGCGGGUUGUCAAGAACCGCAGCAUCGUCGCGGCGAUGUUUAUGGCUUUUGGCAACGGAGCGUCCUUCACCACGGUCCUAUACUAUGUGCCUGUCUGGUUCCAGGCUAUCAAGAACAACUCAGCCAAAACUUCCGGCGUGCACCUGAUCCCCAUGGUGCUGUCCGUCACUCUGGCAAGCAUCUUCGCCGGCAUCAUGACCAAAAAAAUUGGCUACUACACGCCAUUCGCCAUAGCAGGCGCAUUAUUGAGCUCCAUCGGUACCGGGCUGAUCAGCACCUGGACCGUCGAUACCGGUAUGCCACGCUGGAUCGGCUACCAAGUCGUGUUCGGCCUCGGUGUGGGUAUGGUUCUGCAGCAGCCCAAUCUGACGGCACAGACGGUCUUGGAAGGCAAAGACGUUCAGAUUGGAGUUUCCCUGGUGAUGCUCCAUCAACUUCUCGGCGGGGCGGUCUUCGUGAGCGUAGCACAGGCGGUUCUCGAUUCGAGCCUCAUCCACGGACUGCAGAAGGCCGUCAAAGGAGGCAUUACGCCGGCCAUGGUUGUGGGGACUGGUGCGACCGAACUGCGGAACAUCGUGCCCAAGACAGACCUGCCUUCGGUGCUUGUUGCUUACAACCACGCCAUACGAAACGUCUUCGUUGUCUGCAUUUGCCUGACAUGUCUCUCUUUCGUGGGAGCUGCUACGUUGGAGUGGCGGAGCGUGAAGGGAAAGCAGGGACCGACGACGAAGAAGCCAGACGAAGAGGAAGGUACUGGAGAGAAGAGCGGUGCAAGUUGA